AUGGAAGGUGCUGCAAAAAUUAUCAAGUUCUUGGUUGUCUUCUUCAACUUCAUUUUCUUUGUAAGUAAAACUUAUUUGGUUGUUUCAACCCUUAGUUGUGUAUGUUAUAACUAUUCAUGUGCGGGUCAGUUUUUGUGUAAAUUUUAUUUUGUCUUAAAACUUUAAAAUUUUACUCAGAUGCCUUUUCAUUUUAUUUCAACCUAGGCCCAGCUCAGAUGCUAUGCUUCACAUGAGCUGAAUCAUUUUCAGUGAAUUAAGUUCAUGUGAAGUAUCAAAGCAUCUGAAACAAUUGGAAACAGCCAAUUGAAAUGGACCGCUGUUGAUUCAGAUGCCUAACUUUGCAUGCAUUAGCGGAACCAGAUGUAUAAAUUUUUAAAAUGUAUUUUCAAUGCAUGUUGACAUUUCUCAUUUUGAAUUUACAGUCAACUCCUGAUGACUCCAACCUCCCUAACUUAAACCUCGCACUAACUUAAACCAAAAUCAACUUCCCGUUGAUUUGAUGAUUCCUUCAUACAUUUACUGUACUUUUACCCUCAGUAACUUGAACCCUUGAUAACUUGAACUGCCGGCGAAAAUUGCCGCCUACUUGGUUCGUAUUGGCCGGCUACUCUGCUUGGCAUUUCUUUAUGGAUGACGUUUUUUAAGUAAAAUAUCCCUGGACUGGCCGCUUCCAUUGACAACUCAGCCAUCUACUUCAAAACUUUCUGAUCAUGACAACCCUGCUACAUGUAACUCGAAGUAACUUUUGUUUGCCUUCAGAUCAUUUCUACAUGUAUAUAAUUUUACCCUUGAAAACUCUUACCAUGUUUUAAGUGCUUGACAAGUAAAAAAAAAGCAGUGUACUGUAGUUUGAAACAUUGAAUUUAUUUCUUCUUUACUUCACUUUUUGUCAGUUCAGUUCAAAAGUGUUCAACCAUGUGAUAUUUAGUCAAGCUUUGGUGCUUAAUUCCUUUUUUUCAAAAUAUCAACAUAUCUCUUGCUACCUAUGAAGUGAAGUGUGCAUGAUACUUGCAUUCCUUCCCCAUGCCAUUUGUUUAUUUGCUUAUUUCUGGUUACUGUAAGUGACCUACACAUACAACGCCCACUUCCAAAUAGAUGCCCCUCUCUAAUUAAUGCCCUCUGUCCAAUAGGUGCCCCCUAGGAGAAUUACUCCAAACUAGUACUAAGGAUUAGCAAAAAGGGAGCCGUGUCCAGCCCUGGCCAUGAAAUCCAGAGUUUCUUACCUUUGUACUUACAGGUGUAGUUCCACACUUCUCAGAAGUGUGGAAAAGUCUGACAAAGUUAGGAUAUUGUUGCACUUUUCCCCCAGUCACAAACCCUUUGUCAUUCCUUCAAAAAGGAGUAGAAUCAUUCAAUUCAUUCAGUUUUGUGCUUGAGUAACGAGGCUGUGCACUUUUUAUCUUGCUCAAUGCCAAAUUCAAAGUAGUGAUAGACUUCCAAUGGCAACUUAAUAACCUGGAGCAAGGAUUCUGACAUCCAUAUUAGGAUUUGAAAGAGGGAUAUGGAUCCUUAGAUGGCCUGACUUAAUCAAUUGAAAGAGUGGAUAUUAUUAUUGAUAUUUUUGCCAACAGCAUAUUAGUUUUCUUGAGCUUUUCAGUUACAGUAAUGAGAAUAAACACCCCUCUCUUUAAAAUGCCUCCUAUCUAUUAAAUGCCCCUACAUGAUGUACUUGGACCCCUAAAAUCAAAUAGAUGCCCCAGACAAUUAUUAGGUCAUUCAUACUCCCAAUAACUCUUUUCUUUUUCAAUUUCCUUAGAAGGUUCAAGCUUUCCGGAGUUGACCGUAGAUAGGCUGGAAGAAAGAUUGGUGUCUAAAUAUAAUUCAGCAUGUACACCUAAAUUAAUUUUGGUUGGCCUCGAAUUUAAAUGUGAUGUCACUCAUGUGAAGUAUGGCGUCUGAACCUGGCCUUAAGGUGGCUUGACUGGAUUUUUUAGAGGGGAUACCUCCCAAGUUUGAGCAUUAACUACGUCGGCAUGAGUAAAGAUAUGGGAAAAAGUUUACCACAACUGUAUUAUAUAAAGAUGGAAAUUUCUUAUGAUGAGGGUUUUAUUGCAAUCGGAGUCGCCAUGGUAACGAAAUGACGCCAUUACCUUUUUUAUUUAUCUUUUUGUUUCUCUGUACUGGGAGGUUUUUUAAGAAAUCGCUUAAGGGAGUAUGUACCUGCUAUAAUUGCCUGAAUUAUUGCAAAGUUUGAACAAAUUCUAUGAGAACGUUUUGGAAAUACUUUGAAACAAAUUUUUAAGAAUCAUAAAAACAGUGAAAUAGCAUGCUAUCCACCCAAUUGGCUAAUAUUUUAAGAAAAUGAUAAGCUUUGGAAAUAAUUGAAUAAUGAGGAUGCUCACUUGUAAACACAAAAUCUGGGGGGAAAAUUGGUUAUAUUUGAGGCCCUAUUUAAAAGCUUCCCUGUUUUCAAUGUUCUUGAAACUUGCAGCGUAUAUUUAUUGAUGAUUGAUCUCGGGAUUGUCAAGUUUAUAAAAAAAAAUUUAUCAAACAGUUUUUUUAAUAAUGUGAAAUUUGUAGGCAUGGACCAAAUUACGCUCAAAAACUGUAACAAAAGCAGCUGAAUGCAGGUCAAUCAAAUUUGUCUAACUCGUGAUCGCCCAGAGCAAUUCCCCUCCUUUUUUGUACGCGGUUUUCAACGAAAACAAACCACUAUGAGAUGAAGCCGCGUUUCCAAAGCUUAUCAUUUUCUUAAUAUAUCAGCCAAUUGUGCGGAUAGCAUGCUAUUUCACUGUUUUUAUGAUUCUUGAAACUUUGUUUCAAAAUAUUUCCAAAACGCUCUCAUUUGUUCAAACUUUGCCAUAAUUGAGGCAAUAAUGGCAGGUACAUACUCCCUUGAGUGAUUUCUUAAAAAAACUCCCAGUACAGAGAAACAAAAAUGUAAUGUAAACGUAAUGGCGUCAUUUCGUUGCCAUGGCGACUCUGAUUGCAAUAAAACCCAGGUCAUAAGAAACUUCCACCUUUCUAUAAUACAGUUGUGGUAACCUUUUUCCCAUAUCUUUACUCAUGCGGACGUAAUUAAUGCUCAAACUUGGGAGGCAUUCCUCUCAAAAAAUCGAGUCGAGCCACCUUAAAUGUGCAUAUACAAUACCCGAGUAGGAUAAUUAAGUAUUGCAUCCUACACAAUGAGCAGUGACGUUCACCGUUUCGGCUCUCACUGCUAUCCGUGACACAAGCCAUUUAUUAGCAUAAUUAUUCCAGAUAUUUCUUUGGAAAGUAAUCGAGAGUUCCUGUGAUGCAAAUUAUUCUUUUUGCUAGAUGUGCACGUGCAUUUGAAACUUGAAAACAAUGCCAUGUAGAUUUUGCUUCUUUAAGGCUGACUAGUAUUAUGUGCCUUUGUUUGUCUACCCUGUAGGUGUUCGGCAUUGUCCUGAUUGGCGUUGGAGCAUGGACUCUUAUUAAGUUCGGUGACUAUAUCACCCUUACAGAUGAUAUCCCUUAUGCGACAGGAUCCAAAGUUACCAUUGCUGCCGGCUGCCUUAUUGCCUUAAUUUCAUUCAUGGGAUGUUGUGGAGCCUGGAAGGAAAAUAGGUGCAUGCUGGUCAUUGUAAGUUCUGAUGCUCGAGGGUAUUGCCUAUUUUGGAUUAUGCAAUUAUAAAUAUUAAUGCAAUCAAUUAAUUAAUGACUGUGAAAUAGCUAUAGAAAAUUGAAACUUUUAGACACAUGUUCAGCUGUGGGGGCGUAAAAUAGAAUUCACCACUGUCACAUUGCCCAUUCCGUGUAAUACACCUUGUUAACCCCCCAAAAUGUUGUUGCUGGUUUGCAGACGGGCUUACUGUACCAUAUAUAAAUCUGCAGGUUAUUAGGCCCCCCAUCUCAAGGAAGAAAGUUAUUGAACCCCUUCUCUCAUAUAAGCUUCCUUCCCCCCUUCUCUAUUAAGCCCCCUUCACAUUUGUGUGAAAUUAAAAACGUCCCAGGGGAGGUUAAAAGAGAAUGCAGUGGACAGAGGUUUACUUAUAUCUGUGGCACAGGUUAUGUGUAAACAAGAACACCUUGGCAGAGUUCAUUUAGUCUUGCUUGCUUGGAGAUUAGAUCGAGAAAUGAGGGGGCGAUUAAUUCUACACAAAACAGGAUUUAAUGGCUAAAGGUUUUUUACCCCCUAAUUUAUCGACAUCAAUACUUUUUAUUUGUUUCUGAAUCGAUUUAGUACGUGUGUAAGCAACCACCGGAAAUACAUCUGCAGUUGCAGGCUAUACGCAUGUAUAGAUACACAAAAACUCAAGGGCCUCAAUACCAAAGAAAUAACAUCAUUGCCAGAGAUCAAAUAAGUGAUUACAUGUGGCAUGUUAUUUCAAUAACUGCACGCUCAUCACAAGAGCCUUUUGCAUACAAUGAAAGUUUGCAACACCCGACCAUCGCAGUUUUGCUAAUUAAGAUUCUUAUUUUUUUCAACCACACAGUAGUGUUCACUUGUUCCAAAGUAAUCAGCACUUUCAAGCAAUAGAAUUUGUGGGCCAACACGUUUCGGAAAAGCUCUAAAUUUAAUCCUUCCUAGGUUUUCUUCGCAAAACAUUCAUAGCUUCCAUCACGCAACGAGUCUUACUUCCACUUUCCACAGUCUCCGCUAGGAACGCCUGGCACAAUGACCCCGAUUUGUGUAAAAAAAUACAAAGAAAAAUGCAUUGCAGAUAUGAUUAUGAGUCUUGCUGCUUACGCAAGCGAGAAUAGUUAAUGUUUUACCAUAUUAUUUUAACUGUUUCUUUAAAAUUCAUGCGGGUUGAAACCUGUACAUAUGUAACAUCCUUUUUUUCUAUCUGUAUAGUUCUUCAUCUGCCUUCUUGUUAUUCUUUCCGUGGAGAUUGCUGGUGCUGCUUUGACGUACAAACAUCGUGGAGAGGUAAGUUCUGUUUUCUGUAAUUUUCUCUUCUCACAGGUGACCCAUACUCACUAUAUCAGUGGUUGAUAAUACACGUAAGUUACUAUGAGACAAGAAGUUAUCAAAUGCCUUGUGACAAUUCCACCCUAAACUGAUUGUGUACACUGUACCUAAUGAAGUGCUUUAACUUAUUCAUAGUUUGAUGAGAAACUGGAUAAAGAAGUUGUAGAGGAACUGCAAGCACAUUAUGGAGAGAAGGGUAGUGAGGGGACUACAAAGGGCUGGGAUGCUCUGCAAAAACAGGUAAAGAAACAGUUAUACAUUUAAAGGAUCAUGGCCAAUCUUGAUAAAUUUCGCGUUGCAAACACAAAUCCUGGGAAUCUCAUGUUACACAAAAUUACUGAUAGUUGUGAAAGGCUUUUUCAAAGAUUAAUAAUAAAUUGGUCUCUGUUGGAACAGCUCAGGCCAUCUGUUGGAAAAAAAAUUAAUGUCAUCCCUUAUUUCGAACGACUCAGGCUGUUAGUAUCCGUUUGAGAAAAAUUUUCAUCCAUUCAAAUGGUUUGGGCUAUAUCCAUUUGAAAAAAUUGUCAUCUGCCGAAAGAAAAUUGUCGUCCAUUCAUACAGCUCAAGCUAUCUAAUAAUGUCGCCUGCACUGCUUUUCCAAAUUAGUUUCACCCAAGCCAUUUGCAACAAAUCUGUCCAAAAAUGUAUAUAAUUCUUCUAAGAGUUGUUGACCAUAACCUUGUGAAUUCUCACGGUACAUUUUCUGCUGAAUAGCCUUCUUUGCUUUCAUAACAUUCCAUUAUUGGUACAAGUUUUAGUCAAGACUAAGUUAUAAUAUUCCACAAAUUCUGGAACAAGUUAUCUUUUGACCUUAUUGCAUACUAAUAUCAAAUGCUUUUGGUAGUCUCUAUCUUCUGUGGAAACACACUCUCGCUGUCAAUGAACUUUGCCUGUUCAUCUUGUUUAACACCAUCAUCUUCCUUCACCAUUUCCAGGUAAACAACACUAAAAGCUAUUGCCAUGGCACAGUUCUGAAAAAAAAAGGUUCCUUGCAUCUUCACGGCAUCUUAGAUGUUAUAAACUUGAAUGCAUGUGUAUAUUUUGUCCCAUUACCUCAGCAUCUCAUGGAGCCGUACACAUUUCUUUUUAGGUAAACCUGAAAUGUCAAUGGACUCAUCCACUUCCAUAAGAAAUAACACUUAUUGACUGAAUUUGCAGGCGAACUGUGCAACCAUUUGAUGAGGAAAAACACAAAUAGGACCACUGCUGACUAGCUCUGAAUAUUUCAUCUUUUUGAGAGAAAGCCUGGCAAAAGCCUUCACCAAUCAGAGUGUGCCAUUGACAAAAGCACGAUUUCAAACCAAAAAUAAACAACCACGUUGCAUCAAAGUUGGCAAUUGGCUUUUAAGAAUACGGCUUUGAGACUACAAAGAUGAUGAAAUUGUGAGGAUUAUAACUCAGAGAAUGCUGAGGCUUAGCUUAGUGUUUGUUCAUUAUUUAUCAGAGUGGAGGAUGGGUGAGAAAAUGGGAGAGACUUGAAAUUUUAACAAAGAGGGGGGUCACUUGGGGUAAAUAUUAUUACAAUGUGUAUAUUACAUAGGGGGGCAUUAAAAUUUCAAAGAGACAAGGUCUUUAAAAAAGCAAAAAGAUACUGAAAUUCUCCCCGAACAGAAUGGGGGACCCAAAAAUCGAAUCUUAUUAAGGGGGUCACAAGAAAGGAAGAUUUGUUAAAUUCUUGACCUAUCCCCCCACUGAUAAAUAAUGAAUGGUCCCGUAGGAAAAGACCAAACUUUUCAUGAGACGAACCAGAUGGUAAUUUGGGUCGAGCUACAUGUAAGUUAAAUAGUCUGUUGGGUCAUAAAUUAUCAUGUCGAUCUAAUCAAACAUCAAACCAAUAAAUAUAUUAGAUUUAUUAGACAUCAGAUUGGGCCAGCGGAUUUUCACAAGAAAAAAAAUUGGCCGCCUUGAAUAACGAUUUGCAAUUGGUUGAAUAUGUCCGGUGUCUCAUGAGAAGAUUGAAAUUUGCCCCCGGAAUGAUCUUCAGACCUUCUGUUCAUCUUCUGCAGACAGAUAGAUUAUGCUUGUUGGUCCAAACUCAUUCAUGUGAACUUUACUGAGACAUAAAAAACUUUCAUGUUUUUAAUCCACCAGUUUGACUUGUCUCGUGAAAAGUUUGUUACUGCGUACAUUUUCUGCGCAUGCCAAGGUAGUCGCGCACGCGGACUGGUUUUGUUUCCAGUAAGUCUGUGAGGUUCUAGUUAUUUCUUGUGGAAAAAAUGCGUCGAUUUUCAACAGAUGAAAAAUAAUUUCUAUUUAUCAACCUGUAUGUCAUCAAGAGUCAAAUGCACCUUGUCAGUUCUUUGAAAACCGAAGAAGUAUGUGCAUAUUGCUAUUUCUGCCGUAUGAUCGAUCUGACCGAACAUUUUGUAGUCAAACAAAAGUCAAUUCUAAAACAUCAAAAGUUAUUGCUUCAAGAUGUUAUGCUUAGAGGUUGGGUAUUAAAAAAUCCCUUAAUAGGCAAGGAUCAGUAAAUCAGGAGGAAAAUAGCUCUGAGUCCUCUGCUUAAUCGAGAAACUGCAACUGCUUACCUUUCACUCGCGUCCUUGGCGUUUUAUCGGCUCUAAACACUUUCCCGAAUAUUUCUUUAAUUUUGUAAGAUUUUAUGUAAUUAUUCACCAGAAGAUAGAUUUAAAGCGUUCGUGUACAUACAGAUGUCCCUUUUAUUGAGAGUCCAAGGCUUUUAUUUGUUGAACAAACAAGAAAAAAACUAUCACAAGAUUGCUUGGAUUGCUGAGAUCGCAGCUUCACAAAUAGUUGCGGACUGCAAAGGAAACGCUUUCAUCAUGGAAAAAAUCGUAAAAAAUUGUUAUGCUUUUUACUAUUAUCAUUGUUAUUUAAGCAUUUUGGCAUUACUAAGCAUUAAAAUUAUUGACUCAUUGGGCAGCUUGUCGUGUAGAUAGUAUUUCUUAAGGUUCAAUCACGCCACACACAAUCUGGACAUUUAGACAUGGCUACCAUUUGGCUGUUUACAAACAGGAUGGAAGGGAAAAUAAAGUGUUUCCAUUCUAAGACUUUCUUAUGACUGUUUAACAGACACUGUUAAGUCUAAAAUGAACAUUUAGGAACGAAAAAUAGUGAAUGAUCAUGAUACAGAAUGCUACAGUAAAAAAAAAUCAAAAGUAAAUAUAUAAAAAUUGAUCAUUAUAGCCCAGUUUAUACAUGAGGGUAGAUGAACGCAUUCCGUACAACUACUUUCGCAGUAUUCAGCUUUUUUAAAAGAGAGCUCAUGUAUGGAACUUAAGUCUCUUAAGUCUAUGCAAAUCAUUUAUGUCAUAUGACACUUGUGGCAAAGCCAGAAAGAGAUAGUGCAGAGCAGAGAUAUAAGUUCAUUGAAUGUGGGCGAGUUUAAUGACAUAUUCGAUCAAGGUACCCGGUAAAAUGAUAAAAACGAUAGAAGGUUUACAAUCCAUAUUACAUCUACAAUUCAAAAAAUCUUGAAGACAUGUACAGGUAAGCAAACGAUUGAAGGAGUACCUGUCUAAGAGUCCCAGUGGACUAUUUUCUACUACAGUACAGUGGUUUGUUUACAGCACCAGCCUUGGAUCUUUAGCUCGCCAUACUUCUCUAUGUGCGCUGGAUGUAAUCUUUAAUACCUUGGAGAUUGAGCACUCUUCUCCAAAAAUUUUGUUAAAUUUUUGAGACAGAGAAGCUCCAGUUGAAUCAAAUAGUAUAAUCUGUUUUCCUUAGAGUUCAUGAAAUGUCCUGCUUCACUUUCUGUUUUUGCUGUCUCCCGUGGGUUGUUGUUCGCUCUGACUGUUAGCCAUUUUGGAUAUCCCAGAGUACUUCGCAUUGAGUGAAGCAAUAGUGAAAACUGACUGGGAAGGGGAUGGGAAAAAUUGUAAAUAACCCCCAAAGCGAUUAAGUUAAGGUCGAAACCAACCAAUUUAACUUCUAAAAAUGCGUGGUAACCCCUACUUUUUAUCUUACCAAAUGAAAGUAAUAAUCCUACUCAGCAAACAAUCAAUUUUUGGUUCGGGGAAAAUGUCGUUUACACUAUUUUUAAGGUAAACGCGUGGAGAGGGGUAACUGCUGACAACUUCCCAGUUGUGCUGAUGUUUCAAAAAAAGACUUAUAAAGAGCAGUUGUUAUGUUACCAUUUGUUGCUGAUUUUGAAACCUUGUUACAAUUAUCAUUGCAUUUGUGCCAGUUCAUGUUUGCACUCUGAAAUUUGGGGGAAAAUAACUUUUUAUCAUUUUUCUUAAAAAUGCCUGUUCAGCUUUUUUCUCCAUAUUGAAGUGCAGUUUUCUCUGAAAAAUGCAUGGUUACCCCCAGUUUUCUUUUUGGAUUUCAAUAGCCACAUAGUCAUUCUCUGGGAAAAAAUACUUCCCAUUAGUGGGCACCAUCCUUAAGUUGGUGUGUGUCAGAGAAGUGGUGCAAGAGAGUACCUAUUUGUCUAUUUUACAUUCUUUGAUUUGGUUCAGAAUUUUCUGACCAAAGGAAGGGCUUUCACUUUUUUAAUUUUAGGAAAAAUGCUGUGGCUGGAACAGCUACACUGAGUGGUUUAAAGCAAAGGUUUUCAAUGGGACGCACUAUGUUCCAGACAGUUGCUGCAAAGAGGAAAAGACGGGCUGUGGACAUGACGUUACAGAUAAUAUUAUUUACAAAGAUGUAUGUAAAGCUCUUGCCUUGUAUGAAUCUUUUUGAUUUUUAAAACAUUUGGCGGUAGGUAGGUACCAGUCACCAAGCCACAGUUAAACAAAAAGUCAAUGGGCGAUUCCAGAAAAUAUCCAUACCAUACCACGGACAGCUUUUAGGAUUUCUGAAGGGGAGGGGAGGUGGGGGGGGGGGGGGCCUUAGUAUAAUUUUUUUGCAUUUUAAAACAUGUUACGGUAGGUGGUAACAAACCCCCAAAACAAAAUUAAAAAAAAAAAUAAUGGGGGGAUUCAAAAAAAGUUCCACACCAAACCAGGAACAGUUUUUAGGUUUUUUGGGGGGGAGGGGGGGGGGGGGGGGGGGGCGCUCACGGUUAUGGAAUUCUGAGGGCAUGAGGGGAGUAUUUACGGUUGGAAAUCUGAAGGCAUGGGGGAAUUCCCCCAGGUGGGAUUUCUGGAGUAGAAAGUGUAGAGUGAGUUCCUUGAAAAUGCCAUUGUUGUGGACUUUUGUAGCUCAUAAAUAAACCACGAACGUAUGACCACAGAAGCAGAAGACAAACAUCGAUAGAUCAGACACGUGUUUACGCUCAUAACUUAUAGAAGUGAACAGUAAAAGGUGGGUUUCACAUUAACCUUGACGAAUUUCUUGUCACAUGAAUAAAAACUGAAACUGUAUCUUACCCCUUGCAAAUUUCUUGUUGCUCCCGUCCGAUGAACAGUAAAAAACUCGCACCAGUCCCUCGCUUCCAAGGAACGCCUGUCAGAUUAUUAAGCAUUCGGACCACCGACCGCCGAAAGAUUUUAACAGUCUGAAUUUGAGCUAUUUUGCUUUGUAACUGUCAAAACAGCACAAGAAAACAAAGAGGAUUAAAAUUACCGUAAGUGGUGUUUAUUUUUAUAGCCAAAUUCGGACUUAAAAGGGAGUUUGCACAGCCUGGCCACUAGCGGUAGGUUUUUCUUGUCACUGAAGAGUAAAGCUUGUCGCCUGGCGCCGCUAGAUCACAGCCUUGAGGACGCAUAAAUUCAUGUUCGUUUGUUCAUAUAGGCGUUGCUAAGUCGAAAAUGUACUUCCAAAAAGAAACGGAAAUUCUGAAGGGGAGGGGGGGUUCAUGAUUAUGGAAUUCUGAGGGCAUGGAGGGGUAACGCAUUUUGGAAUUUCCGAAGGCAAGGGGGGGGUUAAAACAUGGAGGCUGUCGGUGGUUGGGUAUGGAUAUUUCCUGGAAUUGCCCAUUUACCUUGGUAAUUUAAAUUAAUUUUAACAGUGAAAGAGUGCAUGACGACACUCACUCCUAGACUGACUCAUAUCACUUGUAAGAGGAUGAAUUCCAUCAUCUUAAUUUCUGAAUCUGUGGAUGAAAUCCUAUGGUGUUACUAUUCAAAGGAAACGCCUGUGGUUGAAUUCUAGCAUUAAUAGAGGAUAUUACAUGGCCAAGUGGAGAUAUGAAGUUUCUCUUUGAGUGUUGAAAAAUAUUUCACAAGGGAGUGCAGUGAAUGAGUGAAAUAUUUUUUACAAGAAGAGAAAUUUCAUAUCUUUAAGCGGCCUUUUGAUGUUCUGUUUAUUAUAUAAACACCCGUGCAAUACCAAACCUUUUCACAUUAAUAGUUUUUUGCUGUAAAGGUGCGAUUUAUUGUGUAGCCAUAGCAAGCAUGAUCUUUCACAUGUGAAGAUAACAUGUUAUUUUUACAUGUGAAGAUAACAUGUUUUCGCAGGAAAGCUCAUCUGGUAUUUUACUGGAGGUAAUCAUUGAUUAGGGAUCCGCUUUCGUCACUUACAGAAAAAUUACGGAAAGGAAAUCGAGUCAAAAGGAGUCCAGUUUCCCGGCUGAGGUGCUCCUGAUAAAAUUAAAAGGGGCUGCUAAUUUGCAGUCGCCUGUGAGAGCUCGAAAAUUUCUGCCUUAGUGCCACAGGAACACCAGAUUAUGAUGUGUCCUGACAAACGGAACUAUUAUUUUAUAUGAUAAUAUAGCAGCAAUAGUCUUUAAUCAGUAACUUUGAUCUCAUCUAAAAUUUCCCUUUGCCGUAUAUCAAACAAACCUGAGGAUAUUGAAAAAGAAUCUUCUAGUUUAUCAGCAAGCAUUUUGAGCCCCUUUUCCAUUGGCAUCUCUCAAUUCAAUUUUCAUUUCCCCAUAAUACAGUUUGUAUGCACUCCUUAAGAAAUAUUAAUAAACUUAACCCAUUUGUGCUGCGGAAAUUGUGCUGAAAGUGCCUGUUUGAAGCUAGUCACAGACAAGCUGUUUUCUGGUCACUGUCUGGCUUAUAGGCACCAAAACUGCCCAAAACACUGUUUAUAAAUGAGAACCACUUAUGCUGACUUCGGCUCCUAAUCCUAAAUAUCAGCUCCUUAAGCGUGGGCAUGUGUUGAAGGCAAAAUCUUGAGAUACAGUGCAGGCCAGAACGAAGUGAACAACGAAGAUGCGAAACUGAUGCAAUGGACGCAUCAGGUGGGAUGAGGGUACGCAUACGUACAUGUAGCUUUGGGGUUUACAAAGGACACUGCCCUUUGACUUAAACCACUGGCUUUCUCUCUUCCCUGCUCGUUUAGCUUUUCUUUCACAAUUUUCAUUUCUUUUGCUAGACAUGCCUUUACUAGGCCAAAUUUUCUUUGAGAAAUGUGGUGAAAAUUGCAGGCAGUUUAGGCGUGAAUGGGUUAAUAAUAAACAAUGAUUGGCUGAGGUUUUUGUGAUAUCUGGAAUAAUCAAGGUCAAGGUAAGCGUUAUCAGCCAAGCCAAAGGCCGCAGCUGAUAACACUUACCGAAACCUUGAUUAUUUAGGAUAUCACAAAAACGGAAUCUAAUAAUUGUUUUAUUAUACAUGUUUUUGAAGAAAAUAACAACAAACACACCAUCGCAAGAACCUGAAUUGAUAUUGUUAUUGGAAAACAUGCAUUAAGCUUGCAAACCACAGAUUAGUCAGUUGUCUGCUAGCAGAUAACUAACUAUCUGCAGGUUGCGCUGAUUUCCAAUAUUAACUGUAGGCUCUUAGCCAAUGAGAAGACAGAUAGUGAGUACAAUGUAUAAUAAUAAAAAUUAUCACCUGACUGUAUGUAAUAAUUUGAAAGGAAAUACUCGCAGCUUAAUAUAAAUUGAAUUAUUUCCCUCUUUGAAAAUCAUCCCCUAUUUUGGUAGCCUGAUUCUCAGACGUCCGAGGUCGUUCGCGGUCCCUUUCGCUGAGAGGGAGGGAAGCGAAAGGGACCGCGAACGACCUCGGACGUCUGAGAAUCAGGCUACUAUUUUGGGUGAUGUGACUUUAACAGUUAAUAGAUUAUUAUACUGUGCAAGUUAAUUGUACAUUUUGUCUGUAUAAUCAUUUCAGCCCUGCAAAGAGAAGAUAGAAAAACUUAUGUACUAUGUUGGUGCUGUUGGCAUUACAAUUGUCGUUAUUCAGGUAAACUUAUAACAGUAAAGUGAUGUUUGCUGUUUAACCAUUAGAAGGUUAUAAAUUUAAUGCUCUUAAAUGUGAUUUAUAUCAACAAAGAGCGCUGCCUUGUGUUAUUAGUCAGUCACCAGUCUGUCUGCUUGGUAGCAUUGAUGGCAGCCACUGCAUUCGAUUUACCUUCUGGAUCUUGCAGUUACCCAUUUGCCCUCAUCCUUCCCAACCUUUAUCUCUCCCCCCCCCCCCCCCCCCCCCCCCCCCUCCCCUUUUCUUUUUCCCUUUUUCGUUUUGAUCUCUGUUUUUUUUUUUUGUUUUUGUUUUUUUUUUGUGGUCUUAUUUCAAUGGGCAACCACCCAACAAAACAUGAUAGGCACUGUGUCCAGGAGUACAUACUUAAGUAUAUAAAUAUUUUUAAUCUUAAAAUGCUUAUUAAAAAGAAGAAGAUGAGUUGUCUUUUGUUUUUAUAUAAUCAAACUAGUAUUCUUUUAUGACUAAUUACGAACUCACUAUUUUUUAAUUAACAUUUAAUACCCUAAAAACCCCCAUUACCCAACAUCUCAAUAAAUUUUUAAAUCCCCCCCCCCCCCCCCCCAAUGUUCUUUUUUCUGUUGAUUAGUCAGUGUGAGAAAUGCCUGGUUUUAAUGUUGGAGCUCAUUGCUUGGAGGUGUAGAUUCACCAGCCAUGGGGACAAAACUCUAUCCAGGGACUGGCUGACUGACUGUGCCAUAAAGUGAAAGCCUUUGAAACUCUUAAAUUACAAUAUGAGACAACCAAUAGUACUAAAACUGAGGCACUUUUUCUCCUUACAAGGGUACAUGGAAACAUGUACGAGCAACAUAUACGGUAGGGGUAAGCUUGCAAGCAGGCUCUCUGGGGUACUUAGGAGACAGUGUAGCCUGUGUAGCAGGCGCUUGGAAGUAGUGGGCGCAAGAAAGAACGGGCACGUGAGAGAGAGACACGCAAUGUGAGAGGGACUACUACUUCCAAGUGCCUGCUAUGCAGGCUAGAGACACCGUGGCUGAGUGGUCCGUGCCUCAGAUUCACAAUCUGGCAGUCCUGGGUUCAAGUCCUGCUCUGGCCUCUUGCUGGAUUUGUUCUCAGUCAUACCGACCAUAGCGAGUUCAAGUCCUCGGCCACGCUUGUAAAUAGCCUGUUGGUUGUCUCCUACCAGUUGGGUUUUUAAAUCCUGUGAUGUUGUAUUUGAAUCAUUUGUUUCUGAUUAAUUGAGUGGAGUGCCUGUAAACUAGCUGGAUAAGUUAAGUGCACUUUCCACUAUAAGCAACUCUUUUAAACCUGGCGGCGGGAUGAAAAAGGACCCCCCAGGAGAGCUUGCUCGCAGGCUAACUGUGGGGAAUACCCUUCAAUGGGCCAGUAUGCUAUCCAGGAGGGAGUUACAAAACUUCCAGGUGCCUCUUAAUUCCGAAACAUGGAUAAAUGUUCGCUCCUUCCCCUCUAAAAAUGUAGCAGAGUUCUCUCAUUGGAGAGAGAAGUGAGAGGAAGGAGAGAAGCAGGCCGCCGAUGAAUUCUCUUAUGUAGCUGAUGACCAGAUUUGUGGUCCAAACUGACUGUUUUGCAAAACUGGUUUCAUUUAAUGUGGAAUGCGCAUGGCCGGUUGAGACUGUGCGUCAGAAAUUUCUGAGCCCGAAGUUGUUAUCGCACAAACCGCAUCUGUAAGUUGCGUUGCAUGUGACUAAAACGUUAAUGGUUGUUAAGGAAACCCCCGAGUCUGCGUGAUGUGGAAAUGCAUCAUGGGCCGGCAGAGGUCUCUGUCUUAAUUUCCUUUUUUUGGAGGGGUUUGGGGGGGCUAUCGUGGCAUCACAGCAGUAUUCCGCUUUUUUGCUCUCUUCCUAAUUUUCUCGAAGAACUCUUGCGAAAACGCAGCAGUAAACCACUUAAUCUAACAUAUUAGUAAUAAUUGCAAAUUAGGGGAGUGUGUUCGAUGGCAAGGGGGUGGGGUGGGUAGUGAGUGGUAGUGGUAACGGGGUGCAAACCGUGAUGAGCUUGUAAGAUUGAGAAAUCAAAGUCAAACACUUUUAUCAAUAUGAAUAUCAGCAGCUGUCUUUAUCAGUGUCAUUGCUUAUCCUCCCACUUUGCAAUUCGUUACUAUUUCAGUUUUUCUCGAAAAGGCGAGAGCGUCCUGUAUUUUUUUACAUUUACUUGGCUUGGCCUAGUUAAGUGCAUUUAAGUAACAGCAGGUCAAACACUGCCUAUAAUCCUCAAGAUAUUCUUUUGUACUGUAAGAUGUCAUUAAAGUUGGCUAAAAAUUGGGCUACAGAAGAUGAAAGUAAUCUGAAAAGUUCAUUGACUGAUUAAGGUGUCAAAGCGUCCUGUAAGACUUCAACCCUUGUUGCGUGACACUGCGCUAACACAACUCGCCUACUUUUUCAAAUACAACGCAUCCGGAAUUAGUGAGAUGACAAGGUCAACGUUUCACCGUACGACUUCUUGUAUAUUUUUCAAAAAUGGUGACCAAAAAAAACCCUAAUAAAACCAUGAAAUCGCAUGGCAUCCAGAACGCUAACCUCGGGAUCCCCGGGGGACUCGAAUAGUAACCUUUCUCCUUCGUCAAACGCAAUAAGCCAUUGUGUUUAAGGCUGCCGAUAAUGCUUGAAUGUUUUAAUGUAAAUCUGUGUUUUUAUUUAUCUUUAGGUCCUUGGGAUGAUUUUCGCUCUUGUCUUGAUCUGCAAGAUUGGCAAAGAUGGGACCUAUGCUUGAAAAACUACUUUAUUUGACUGUCUGAUGAAUCACAAGUAUUAGGCAGGCUGAGCAUUAUAUAAAGAACAAUUAGUUUUGUCAAUAGGCUCUCUUGUUUAAAGUAAUGUGUUCCUUUUGUAUGCCCUUAGUUUCACACUAGUUUAUUACCUGUGACUUAAGCUUGGAAUAGUUUUGUCAUAAUUAAAUAAAUUAUGCGCGUGUCUCGUCAACCCUUUAAGCCCUAAGAGUGAUCAGCAUCAAACUUCUCCUUGUAAUAACAAUGCUUUGUAAAACAGAGUGGUCUUGAGAAUUACGUACAUGAUCACACAAGAUGAAUUUGCAUGAUAUUUUAUCAACCUCUCCCCUCUACUUCUGUAGGAAAUGAAUAGGGGCUUCAAAUGAGAAUUCAAAUUUUGAUCUUAGGGUUUAAAGGGUUAACAGGUAGACAGCAUUUGCCCACUUUGCUGGUCAAGGUUAAUGAGACAUGACCAUAAUUUAGUAGCCUUUCGUUGAGCCUCUGUAUGGUUGUUUCGUAGGAAAUCGUAGUCGGUUAAAGCGACGAUCGAAUUGCCUUUCCAAUCAAGUUUGACAAAGUUAGUCGUGUGUGAUGAAGGCAAAGAAAUCUGCCAAAAAGUGUGCUGCACACGUCCGUUCAGAGUUUUUGUUUUGCUUAUUUAAUUUAAUUUUUUUUUUCUCGAUUCUGUCGUCGUUGUGGUUGCGCUAAGCUCGUUAGUAGGGUUACCACGCAAAUCAAUUCUUGACAUGUGACGAUCUCGCCUCAAAACCGACGAUUUGGUGAAGACGAAAUCGACGUCCUCAGGUACAUGUACCCAUACGGAGGCUCGUAGUUCAUGCAUCUUGGUAUCUUCUGUUUAUUUUAUUUUAUUUGUCCUUUAAUUCCUAACCUCUGAAUGAAGUUCGGUUACUCGGGAAUAAUUUGAUCUUGGUAUUAAAGGAGAUUUUAGUAACCAUCUGCACAGUUUAAAGAAAAACUUUGCUUUUAUCUCGAUGCACGUGCAGAUGACCCGUUUUACGUUCAAAUAUACCCAUUUAAUCAGCGAUGCUUGCAGACAAUAAUUAUCUUACCCAGUCAAAUUUGUCGAAUUCCGAGAGGGGACAAGACACUUUAAUUUGUAAUCGUGCUUUAAUAGGUUAAACAAUAACGUAUUUAGUAUUUCUAUAUUAUCUUGGGGUAAAGUUAAUAUCAGGAGCUCUCACUUCAUUAACCAUAGAGUGUAGAUGAUGAAGUUGUGACAUUUUUAUUCAAUUUUUCUAACUGGAUUUGUAUAGUCAAGGGUAAUUUGAGCUGGAUUUAUAAUAAAAGACUAAUUGUAAGCCUUUUUGCACUGGAUCUAUUAAGUCAUUAAAAUUAGAAGGGUUUUUUUAAACGUUAGCCUGCGUAGCAGGCGCUUGGCCUGGAAGUAGUAGUGGGCGCAAGAAAAAACGGGUGUGCGAGAAGGAGACACGCGAGGGGAGAGGGAGCUCCCUCAUUCCUCGCGUGUCCCCCUCGCGCGCGUCCGUUCUCUCUUGCGUUCACUACUUCCAAGCGCCUGCUACGCAGGCUAUUUAAACGUUCGUGUCCAUUCCUUAAACUGGUAUUCUUUAUGUGUAAGGGCACCUGAUGGGAUGUCUUCUCAAUAUACAUACCUGCAGACAGGGAAAAGUCUGAAUUAGGCCCGUUUCGAGGGAGAUGACCAGCCUAGUCGGGUUUUUGGAGAUGGUAAGGUCAGCCCUCUAUCCCGGCCAACUUUUCUCCAUCUGAACACUUUGGCUCUCCCAACCGGCUGUACUCGGUGAAGACAAGGCAAUCAGAGCAUGCGUUGCGCGAGCGCCGUUGCUACAACCCCGGACAAAACCUGUUGAGACAAAUCGCGAAAAUGCCUAUUUUUUCCUGUCAUCACGGCAAAAACUGAAACCUCCGCCAAAUGAAUGCCCGAUUUCCCCCCUCCCCUUAUCCAAAGUUGUUUAGGAUAGCAUGGCAAUUAUACACGUUGGUUUUUAGACCAAGACAACUUUGAAUAGGGGGUGGGGAGGGGGUUUACUUUUUGUGUUUAGGGGAGACAGGAGUAGGGCGCAAAAGUUAGAAAAUAGGUGGAAUUGUCUGAACAGUUUUAUUUGGGGUUGUAGCUCUUGGUUCGGGCAAUGAUGUCUUAUAAGCGCUCGCUUAAGUUGACUCUGCUGGGAGGAUGACCCCCCUUUCCCAAGACAACUUGUCCCUUCUAGCCAAGCCAAUCAUAAUACGUGUCUGGGAAACUGCCCACCUACCCCUCACCUAAGCCAACAUUUUGCGCUAAGUGAGAAGUAAGUGCUAAUGUUGGCUUAGGGAAGGGGUAGGUGGGCAGUUUCGCAGAAAUGUAUAAUGAUGCGCCAAUGUUAACGGUGCGCCAAGUUUUAAUUGGAAAGAAACGUAGGAAAUGUUGACUCGUUCAUGGUAGCUCGGAUAGGCAAGUGACCCCCUUCACGAGGGCCUGAGUGGGGUGGUAGCUUUGACGGUUGACGGUUAAUUUUUCCAAUUUUGACGGUUGACGGUUAUUAAGUAGAAAUUUAGCCCAAGAAUUAAAGCAAAUAUGAAUUUCUGUAUAACUCAAUAUUAACUUUCGGGUCUUGAAGGUUGUCUUGGCCUUUCGCUUUUAAGAUUUCGAAAUAUUUUCAGAUAUAAGCAAGUUGUAAGUCUAGAGAGUGUGUUUUUUUGGACAACAUGGAAACUGACUUUUUCAGUUUAGAGAUCCCUCAGGAGCCCUAAGUCCGUGAAGAUCAGCUGGAAUAGUGAAAUUUGAGAUCCCUUAUGACUUUUUGACGGUUAAUAUUAAUCUGCAUUUAUGACGGUUGACGGUAAAAUAUAACUUUUUUUUGAAGGUUGACGUUAAAAUUUUAGGUCGUUUGACGGCUGGCGGUUUACACUGGGGUGGGGGACCCCAGGUAGGUGAGGUAACCCGGUUAGGUGGGGUUACCUCACCUACCUCCUUACCUCCUCUACCUGGAACAAGUUUUCUCGGGGCCUUAGGGCCUGUUUACACGGGGUGGGGCACCCCAGGUAGGUGAGGUAACCCGCUUUUCCAUAUAAUCUCUCAUUUUAAUUUGAUCACGUUUACAUGAGAGGUGGUUGACCCCGCCACAUGUUACCUCACCUACCUGGAGUCCCCCACCUCCAUGUAAACAGGCCCUAAGAAGAGAGGCCCUUUAAGAGGGAUGAGAGGAACCUUUGUCCCAAGUGUGAAUUUUAAAACCACUUGUUUCACGUAUUGAGAAGAUGGUUUUCUUGUCCGAUAUUUUACGUUUAUAUUUGUCUCUGUUUUGUUUGUCGCCUUUUCCCCUAGCCAUGUCGCUUGUCGGCAUUCACCUCAAAAGGGCCGCCUCAGAACAGCGUACCCCUUGAGCUUGCGGUCCUCCGGGAACGAACAUUUUUAGCGUAUAGCGUGCGUACAUGGAAAGGCCGGUCAUUCUUGCAAAUUUACAAAAAGCCGACCUUUCCUUUUCUCUCGCUCUCUCCCUGAUCUGUACGGGUGAAACGUUCUGAGGUACUGAGUGAUGACGUCACAGUUAUAGUUGAGAUCAAAGAAUGCGAGGGGACGGGUUUUUCGUCAAGUAAGCAUAGAUUUUCACAACCUGUUUCAAUUUAUGGGAGGAAAGAAAAAAUGGUGCCCUCGUAAUCCUUACGCGAGUGGUAUUUUCUAUGAAGGCUCGGCACUCUGUUGUACAGCCAUUGAAUGCUACUGGUUGUCUGUGUUUGGUCACUAUACUUUGCAUCUACUGGCAAAUCGGGCAUAAAAUCGCUGCAAACUGUGCAACAAGAAAAUUCCAACAGUGUAACUUGAACCCUAGAAGCUGCAUCACUAAACAACGUUGCCUAUAGCCUGCGUAGCAAGCGUUUCUGUGCGGUCUAUGAGCAAAGAAAGAGGAACGAGAGUCAACGACCGCGCGAAAAAUGGCCCAAGUAAAAGAGCGGGAAGGUUUCCUUCCUUCCCCUCCCCCUCCCCUCUCUUUCAUUUUUUAGCUGUCGUUCCAUUUCUCGCGCGGUAAAAGCCAAAAAUCCCCCUCCUCGGUCUUUUGUGCUCCGAAACCAAAUGGAAACGCUUGCUACGCAGGCUACGUUGCCUAUUCUUCUUAAACAUGAGGAUAAUUAAUGUCAUUCGCCAACUGAGUAAACGCAAACGUAGACAGAUACAACUUUAAUUUUCAGGAAAUUGUAAUUGAACUGUACAUUAGUUUUGUUUACGGAAGUAUGAUGUAACUUUAUAUAAUUCGCGACCACUUCGCGUGACAUGAAAGAAUUUAAAAUUCAUGACAUCAUCCACGUGCACUCAUAAUCGCUCUAUAUAAAACAUUACAAAAUGUGUUUAAAUAUAGAGAGAAGCGCAUGGUUUCAAAGCUGUAAAAGCGAAGUUGUAAAAUCUUAAGCAAGUUUAAAAGUUUUAGGUUGACAGAAUCGAUCCUUUGGGGGUCAAAUAAAUCCUAGGGGUUUAAUUCCAAUUUUCCGACCAGCAUAGCCUUCGGGUUCCCCUCCCGCCGCGCCUUUAAGGGCCCUCAUUUUCUUCUAAUAGCGUGACUGUGAAAAUAGCGUAAAAUAGCUCGACCAUAACGACAUUUGCGUGAUCUGUCUUAGUCAGACGCCAAUAUUAUCGGUCAGGUGAUGGCUUUAGAUCAAUUUCGAGCAGUUCCGCUUUAGACAAUCACUUUCUCUUCUUCAUCGUGCUACCUUAUGUUUUAUUAAAUCGAAGUUCCUUGGAUUAAUUUUGGGUAAGGUGAGUAAUUUUACACUGGUUAUUCAGCUUGACAUACCCAUAGAUAAAUCCAGGAUAAUUAUUUUGUCGAAGUUCCACUCGUACACCACACAUUACCGUUUAAAGAAUUUGAUGGCCUCGGUACACAGAACUAUCGCCACUGUCUUGAGUACAUGUAGGAUGCAUGGUGUAGAAUUUAUGGUGAUGAAAAGAGUUUACUUGUUAUGACCAUCUGGUUCUUUUAAACCUUUAUUAUUUUCUCGUAAGCAUCGGAAAUGUCUACAUUUGCGGGUACACUUCCUUGUACGUUUCUGCGCGAUCAUGGUCGCUAUUUCGUUAAAAAUACGCUCAUUAAAGGGGUUGUUAGCACUGAUUCCCUAGCCUGAAUAAUACGCCGAUCACGGUGGGUCAUUCGUCGUCCAAAAUCAAAACGAAUGAGUGUUUCAUAUUUGAAACAGGAAUCAAACAUCAAACGAAUGUUCAUUUGCAAAUGACUUGUGUUCUUUAAUGUCUGGGUCAUCAUUCAUAGCGGGGAUUCAUCGCUUUCUGCGCCAA
Porites evermanni is the source of this 20813-nucleotide messenger RNA. Lineage: Eukaryota; Metazoa; Cnidaria; Anthozoa; Scleractinia; Poritidae. The record is from the annotation of a GenBank genome assembly.